UCGACAAUGAGGAGAGGGGUGGGAACCGUGGAGUACCGAGUACGGUAGCGUGUUCCGUCGAGCCGACUUCGAGCUGCUCCCAUGCUCCGCUGCGCCGCCGCCGCCGCCGCGCGCCGCGGGGGUGUAGCUGAGCCCUCCGCCGCCGGCCACCAAAUGCGUGACCGACGAGAUGCAGGCCAACGUCGUCGUCCUGGCCGACUACAUCGUUGUCUGCGAGGACGACUCCCACGGCACCGCCACCAUCUCCGUCGAGAUUGUGUUCUACAAAACUUAGAGGUAAUGGAUGGGAAAGUGGUGCAGUUGCUCUUGUAACGGAGCAUGAUGCCAAGCCAUGGUUGAUAGGAUUUGACCUGAGACUCCUUAUGGCUGCUUACUCCGGAAUAAUGUGCUCUGGGAUCGCAUACUAUAUUCAAGGAACAGUGAUGAAGGAAAGGGGCCCUGUCUUCAUGACUGCAUUUAACCCUCUAUGCAUGAUAAUAGUAGCUAUAAUGGGCUCCAUCAUUUUAGCAGAGGAGAUUACUUUAGGAAGGUAUGAGUUCUUGUUAUCUCAUUGCAGCGCUAGUGGCAUAGAGUCUGGUUAUACUAACUUCUCUGAAAUUGAUGGGGUGGUUGGAGCAACUAUCAUAGUUAUUGGUCUCUACUCUCUGAUAUGGGGUACGAGCAAGGAUCACUUGACCCAAUCCUCAGAUGAUGAUGAGAAGAAAGGGGUGUUCGAGCUACUGAUUUCUGCGACCGAUGCCAUGAAAUCUAAUUCUGCUGGCCAUGGCACUGUUGCAGAGAUUCCAUCCGCAAAGAGUCCUUGAAGAAUUUAGCUCCAUUUUCUAUACGCAACUAGUAGAUUAUGCUGUCACUUUUUUAAUUAUGUAAUCGGGCUUUCAGCUAUUAGUGCUUGCACUUUAUGAAUGAUCGGGGAAGGAAUUGGACUAGAUGCAACUUCUUGUCAAAAAUGUACAGAAAUGUAACAGUUGUGAUGAAGUAUGAUGUGCAAAGCUAAAGCUUAGCACGUGGCAAUGCGAUAGUACUUUAGGCUAAUUUGCAUGCA
Elaeis guineensis (African oil palm) is the source of this 1042-nucleotide messenger RNA. NCBI's taxonomy places the organism in Eukaryota, Viridiplantae, Streptophyta, Magnoliopsida, Arecales, Arecaceae. The record is from RefSeq and is a predicted model, not a curated record.